AAAAUGUAUGCUUUUUUUGUCCCACAACGACGUUCAGCAUUCAUUUUCAUUUUGAUCAUUCCUCCGUAUCGAUCAAUGUUUUUGCACCCGAAAAAAUGCAAGUGAAUUUGUCAAUGUUCAUCAUAGUGAUCAUCAUCGGUAUGACUUGUGAUUCGAUUCUUAGCCAAAAUAGCCAUUAUCAAUAUGCCAAGCAACAGCAACAGCUAAAAACAAAUCGAUUCUAUUCUAAUAGCAAUAAUAAUAUUGUACAAGCAGCCAUUGUACGAAAACAUCGCAUUAUCUAUGUUAAUUCACCGUCAAUGGAUACAAGUCGACCGGUCACCAUACAGGUACCGGCACAAUCAAUACCCUUAACAUUAAUAUUACGCUCAAGUUCAACCGAUUUGAAUGUUAUACCACAACAUCUCGGAUCGCAUGGUGGGUCGCAUUCGGAAACCGAAUCCAUUGAUGAACCACAUCGUUUGAUACAUGUUGUACGAAAACCAAUCAUCCAGGAAAUAUAUGAAGUAAUUGAACCAUAUCGCUAUGUCAAACAAGAAAUCCAACCUGUUCAAGAAACCAUACGCACUGUUAUUGCCAGACAAGUCAAUAAUAAUGAUCAACAAAUUUCAAAUAACCAAAUGCAGUCAUAUGCUAACCAUAAUCAACAUUAUGGUCAACAACAAGCAGCAAUAACAAUGAUACCAUAUCAACAACAAGAAUCUCAACAACAGCAACAACAAUUAUUAUGGCAAAUUCAGAUGCGUAAUCAAUUAAUUCAACAGUAUCGCCGUGCAAUCUACAAUGGUCUAUUAACAAAUCUAUAUGGCAUACCUGUAUUAUGAUUAUUUUA
Molecule: messenger RNA, 832 nt
Organism: Dermatophagoides pteronyssinus (European house dust mite)
Lineage: Eukaryota; Metazoa; Arthropoda; Arachnida; Sarcoptiformes; Pyroglyphidae
Source: RefSeq, a predicted model, not a curated record